Caenorhabditis bovis is the source of this 2922-nucleotide messenger RNA. Lineage: Eukaryota; Metazoa; Nematoda; Chromadorea; Rhabditida; Rhabditidae. The record is from the annotation of a GenBank genome assembly.
AUGUUUCAGGCUGCUAGGCCAACUGAUAAUGCUCAAGGAGCGUUUCAUGUGAUGCCACAACCUUCAUGGAACUUCCCAGUACCGGCGCAAAUCCGAGAAUUCGCCAAUAAACAACCGCUUCUUGGAACUGAAUGGCAAGCUCAAUCGGAAUGGGCGGCCAACAACAACAAGCUGACCGAUUGGAGUAAAUGGUCGACAUCGCAACAGGCAGCUGGUGGCAAUCCAGAAAUUCAUCGACCGAUGCCGACGUUUGCUGGAUCGUCGCUUUCGACGCUCAUCCCAUCGUCGUCGAAUUUGCCGGGUGGCGAGCAAAGAACACCACACGUGACAUUUGUCAGCCCGAAAGAAGACGACCGGAAGAGCAGCGAACAUCAUACCAAUUCCUAUGAUGGUUCGGCGUCGCAAUCGCCGAACAACAAUGAUGACGCGGCGACCAACAGCAGCGAGGAGCAAAUCGAUGUGGAAUGUAUGCCACAUAAAGAGGAGUCGACACCGACGAAGACUGAAGUGAAUGAGGAGGAGAUGCCUGAGGAGAAACCAGAGGAGCCACAAAUUCGCAAGUCGGUGAUUGAUUGCCACAAGCCGACCUUGGAGGAGACCAAACUUCUUUUGAACUUCUCGCAACAAUCAUUCAACGAUAGCGUUAGCGCGAAAUCGUCUAUCUCUCCAUCAGCUCAGUCGACGGAUGGAAAGAAUGAGACCGUUGGAUUCUUGCACAGUGGAAACAGCGCGUUCUCCAAUAUUGGAUCGGUUUCGCAGCGUACACCAUCUCGAGACAGCGCAAUGCAGGAAUCUGGAACCACUGGCAAUACUUCAUCAUUCUGCCGAGCUCCUGGACUUGGACCAGCGGCGGCACCACCACCAUCUAAUGGCGGUGCAACACCAUUAGUGUGCCCAAUUUGCGGUUUCUCGUGUCCGUCGAAAUUCCACUACAAUAGCCACAUGAACACUCAUGGCGAUCAUCAGUGUACUAUGUGCGACUAUACUAGUAGAACUGAAGGACGAUUGAAGAAGCAUAUGCGCGAGUCGCAUACUGUUGAGGAACAAUUGAAAGCUGGACUUGAGAUUGAGCCGAAACACGAGAAAGCACAAGCUCUUGCCCAGGCGCAAGCGCAAGCUGAAGCCAAGGCCAAAGCCAAAGAGGCUGAGAAACAGAAGAAUGAUUCCCACCUUUUUGCAAACUUGUCGACUACUAUGGCGAGCAUUCUUGAUUCUACGGCUACUGCUUUUGCUGCUUCGAUGGCACAAACUGAUACGAAGCCCACUUUCGCUCAAUCAAUUGGACUCGAUCCUGUUGCCACUUCCAAUCUACUCUCGAACCUGAGCCAACGCAAUGCGUUGACAACUUCCGCACUUGAUCAGAUUCGUGCCUUCACUGAAAAGUCGAAUCUUCUUCCGGAAGGCGGUUUGAACUUGGCAUCGGCACUCGGCGCGGUUUCUCAGGCAAUUUCUGGCGAGUCGACUAAAAUCGUCGAAAAAGUAAUCAAUUUCGAACCGCGACGCAGCAGCAGCGGAAAGGUCAAAAUUCUCAAGUGCAAACAGUGUGGACACCAAAGCAUGUCGAAGAAUGAGCAAUGGGCGCAUGCUCGAACCCAUAUUCCAGCCGAAAAACAGCUCAACUGCGACCUUUGCAAUUUCGUAACGGAAUACAAACACCACUUGGAAUAUCACUACCGUAAUCACACCGGAAGCAAACCAUUCCAAUGCAAAAAGUGCUCAUACACCUGCGUCAACAAAUCGAUGCUCAACUCGCACAUGAAGAGCCAUACCAAUCAUUAUCAGUUCAGAUGCGUUGAUUGUACGUAUGCAACAAAAUACUGUCAUAGUUUGAAGCUCCACUUGAAAAAGUACAACCAUCGACGUGUGCCUGAAGGCAGUGAAUUGAGCGGUGGCGACUCGUCGCCAUCUCUCGGCCAGGUCGACACUGCUGCCCCAGCGUAUAACGCCUUCGGCAAUGUUGAAGUCAAAUUGGAAACCCCAACGCCAACCUCGAUCGCGCAAUCUCUUGGUUUCACGCCAAUGGUUAACAAUCAAAGUCUCACCUAUGCCAGCCAAAUGCUGCUCAAGCAACACCAAAUGGAAGGUCUUAACCCGCUUCUCUCACUGGGAAACCUGAACACAUUGACUACAACGGGCUCCAUCCCAAUGAAGUGUCCAAUGUGCGACUAUCAGUGCACCUCGCAUGAGGAUCAAAUCAAGCACAAUAUGAGCCAUUUUAUGAACAACGCCACCCCAACCACCCUCGCAAAUUUUUAUUCCACCUUGGUCCAGCCGUCUUCUCUCGCCUUGACCAACACUUCCAAUGAAUCCGAGACCGCUAUGGAAGUGACUGAGGGUGACGAGCGAGAGAAUGAUCAAGAUCAUGAAGGCAGUGGUCACGCCGGAGAUGAUGAAAUGGAUCAAAGCGAUUGCGCUGGAUCGCCGACGGGCAGCUCGAAAGGCUCGAGCGAUGAGGAGCUCCAAAGAAGAAAGGCGUUCAAACUUGAGCAGAUCAGCCAAAGACUUCAGGGAAAGAGCCCAAGCAGCAGCGAAAGCGUUGUUGACAACCAUGAAGAGAGACUUGUUGAAUCAUCGGUUUCUCCAUCGGAGCCAAUGAGCGAUCCGCCACCGGUCCGUGUCCCACUUCCAAUUGUUCCGUUCAACGAGACGCCAUUGAUGGUCAACACAUCGCAACCAAGUCAACUCAACAAUCUUCUCCAGCAAGCCUGCUUGGCUUUCAAUGCACUCAAUGCUAAGCGCGAAGAUAAUUCAUAUAGCUUCACUUGCCCGCAUUGCAGAAUGGCGUUCCAGGAUCAAGCCCUUUACCAUAUCCAUAUGGGCUACCAUGGAUACGAGCACGCCUUCAAGUGCAAUCGGUGCGGUUUCACAGCCAAUGACUCAUUGAACUUCAACCUUCAUCUUCUUCAAGCUUCCCACGAAUGA